This is a messenger RNA of Teleopsis dalmanni, 11472 nucleotides long. RefSeq names its product laminin subunit alpha-like. The transcript has 15 exons. NCBI's taxonomy places the organism in Eukaryota, Metazoa, Arthropoda, Insecta, Diptera, Diopsidae. The record is from RefSeq and is a predicted model, not a curated record. Gene Ontology annotation, biological process: regulation of embryonic development; regulation of cell migration; cell adhesion. Bases 39 to 11222 code for a protein of 3727 amino acids. Gene Ontology annotation, molecular function: signaling receptor binding.
AAAUCUUUAAAAGAAAUUUCACAAUAAAAACAGCGCCAAUGUGGCGUUUGUAUGAUGUGGGUGUGGCACUUUGUUGCCUGUUAAUUGCGUGCGGCAUAACGAUUACAAAUGCUGAGCUAACGCCGCCAUAUUUUAAUUUGGCUACUGGCCGAAAAAUAUAUGCAUCCGCCACUUGCGGUACGGAUACUGAUGGACCGGAGUUGUAUUGUAAAUUAGUCGGAGCGAAUACAGAAAAUGAUCACAUCGAUUAUUCUGUCAUUCAAGGACAAGUUUGCGAUUAUUGUGAUCCAAAUGUGCCCGAAAAGAAUCAUGCACCAGAGUUUGCUAUUGACGGUACUGAGGCCUGGUGGCAAUCGCCUCCAUUAUCUCGUGGUAUGAAAUUCAAUGAAGUAAACUUGACAAUUGAUUUCGGACAGGAAUUUCAUGUUGCUUAUUUAUUUAUACGUAUGGGUAACUCACCACGUCCUGGUUUAUGGACUUUGGAAAAAUCCACAGAUUAUGGUAAAACAUGGACACCAUGGCAACAUUUCUCCGAUACACCAGCCGAUUGUGAAACUUACUUUGGUAAAGACACUUACAAACCAAUUACCCGUGAUGACGAUGUUAUCUGCACAACCGAAUAUUCGAAAAUUGUACCACUGGAAAAUGGUGAAAUUCCUGUGAUGCUUUUAAACGAACGUCCAUCGUCUACGAACUAUUUUAACUCAACUGUGCUGCAAGAAUGGACGCGUGCAACCAAUGUGCGUAUACGUCUUUUGCGUACCAAAAAUUUAUUAGGUCAUUUGAUGUCCGUAGCGAGACAAGACCCUACAGUGACCCGACGUUAUUUCUAUUCCAUCAAAGAUAUUUCGAUUGGUGGUCGUUGUAUGUGCAAUGGUCAUGCAGAUACAUGCGACGUGAAAGAUCAUAAAAGUCCUGUACGUAUAUUGGCUUGCCGCUGUCAACAUCAUACUUGCGGUAUACAGUGUAAUGAGUGUUGUCCUGGCUUUGAGCAGAAGAAAUGGCGUCAAAAUACAAAUGCUCGUCCAUUUGAAUGUGAACCUUGCAACUGUCAUGGUCAUUCAAAUGAGUGCGUUUAUGAAGAAGAUAUCGAUAAAAAAGGACUAUCACUGGAUAUACAUGGACGUUACGAUGGUGGUGGCAAAUGUUUGAACUGCCAGCAUAAUACCGAAGGUAUCAAUUGCAAUAAAUGUAAGCCGAAAUAUUAUAGACCACGUGGCAAAUAUUGGAAUGAAACAGAUGUCUGUAAACCUUGCAAUUGUGAAUUCUUUUAUUCCACUGGACAUUGUGAGGAAGAAACUGGACGUUGCGAAUGUCGUAAAGCUUUCCAACCACCAAAUUGCGAUUCCUGUGCUUAUGGUUAUUAUGGUUAUCCAAAUUGUCGUGAAUGUGAUUGCUACUUGUUGGGUACUGAAGGUCAUCAUUGUGAAGCUGUUAAUGGUGAAUGUCCUUGUAAAGUAAAUUUCGCAGGGCAUUACUGCAAACAGUGUGCUGAAGGUUUCUAUGCGUUCCCUGAAUGCAAAGCUUGUGAGUGCAACCAAAUUGGUUCAAUUAGCAAUGACUGUGACUUGGAAACAGGUCAGUGCAAGUGUUUAAGUAGUUUUGGUGGCGAACAGUGUGAACGGUGCAAACACGGUUAUUUCAAUUAUCCUAAAUGUCAAUAUUGUGAUUGCGACAUACAAGGAACCCAGGACGAAAUUUGUAAUAAAGAAAAUGGUCAAUGUAUAUGUCGCGAAGGUUUCGGUGGUCCCCGCUGUGAUCAGUGCUUACCUGGCUAUUUCAAUUAUCCAGAUUGUAAGGCUUGCAAUUGCUCCACCACUGGCAGUACGGCUAUCACUUGUGACAACACCGGCAAAUGUAAUUGUUUGCCCAAUUUUGCUGGCAAACAGUGUACACUUUGUAGUGCUGGUUACUUCAGCUAUCCAGAAUGUUUGCCUUGUAAUUGUGAUGUACAUGGUUCGGAGGGCGUUACGUGCAAUGCCGAUGGCCAAUGCUUGUGUUUGCCUAACUUUGAUGGUAAACUCUGUGACUCCUGCAAAGAAGGCUAUUAUAACUUCCCAAGCUGUGAAGAUUGUAAUUGUGAUCCGGCUGGCGUUAUUGAUAAGUUUGCGGGUUGUGGCUCCGUGCCUAUUGGUGAGUUGUGCCAGUGUAAAGAACGAGUUACUGGACGUAUAUGCAAUGACUGCAAACCUCUUUAUUGGAACUUGAAUAUAAGUAAUCCUGAUGGUUGCGAAGUGUGUGAUUGUUGGGUUGAUGGUACUAUUGCUGCUAUGGACACUUGUCUAUCGAAGUCAGGACAAUGUACCUGCAAACCGCAUACACAGGGUCGGACUUGUAAAGAGUGCAGAGAUGGUACUUAUGAUUUGGAUGGUGCUUCGCUAUUUGGCUGUAAGGAUUGUAAUUGCGAUGUUGGCGGCUCAUGGAAAACGGAAUGUGACAAAAUGACCGGUCAAUGUGUUUGUCAUCCUCGUGUUACGGGACGUGCAUGUACACAGCCAUUAACGACGCAUUACUUCCCAACUCUGCAUCAAUUCCAGUAUGAAUACGAGGAUGGUUCGCAGCCCUCUGGUGCACAAGUGCGUUAUCAGUACGAUGAAGAUGUCUUUCCAGAUUUUAGUAGUAAAGGUUAUGCUGUUUUCAAUGAUAUACAAAAUGAAGUUCGCAAUGAUUUAAAUGUAUUUAAAUCAUCUGUAUAUCGUAUUGUUAUACGUUAUGUUAACCCAAAUCCUGAAAAUGUUACCGCUAAUAUUUUAAUACAAUCUGAAAAUCCAUUGGAAGUCGAUCAAAAUGUUAAGGUGCUCUUGCGUCCAACAACCUCUCCACAAUUUGUAACAGUUGCUGGUAUUAAGGGUAAUAAACCUUCCGCUGUUGUUUUGGAUCCAGGCCGAUACACCUUUACUACAAAAACCAAUAAAAACAUCAUGUUAGAUUAUUUUGUAUUGUUGCCAGCUGCUUAUUAUGAGGCCUCCAUUUUAACAAGAUAUAUCUCCAAUCCUUGCGAAUUGGGUAACAUGGAACUAUGCAGACAUUACAAAUAUGCUUCAGUUGAUGACUUCCAACCUGCUACAACUCCAUUCAUAAUUGGUUCUAAUAAUAAGCCCACUAACCCAACACAACAUUAUAAUGAUCCAGAACAUUUAUCUAUCAUUAACCAUGUCGGCGAUAUACCCGUCAUUAGCGCAACACAACCCGAUCUUAAUUAUAUUAUCGAUGUGCCACGAAGUGGACGUUAUAUUUUCGUAAUCGAUUAUAUCAGUGAACGAAACUAUGCCGAACCCUACUAUAUAAAACUACGAGUAGGUCAAAAUGAGGAGGAUUACGGUACCACAACAUUGUAUCCUUGCUUGUAUUCAACUUCUUGUCGUACACCGAUUAUUGAUGAAAACAGUCGAGAAAAAACAUUUAAUCUGGAUGACGAUGAUAGCAAACCUGUAGUAGUUAGUGCCGAUUUUGAAGAUUUUGGACGCGUCGCUAUUAUUUCAGUUACUGCCAUACCAGCAGAGCAGUGGUCCAUCGAUUAUAUUAUACCAAGUACAGUUUGUGUCAUAAAUAAUCAGCAAUGUGCUACACCUAAAUUCCGUACAGUUCCUGACUCUAAAAAAAUCGAAUUCGAAACAGAUCAUGAAGAUCGAGUCUCAGAAAAUAAGCCACCAUAUGCUGUGCUCGAUGAGCGAGUUAAAUUGGUGCAUUUGGAUAGUAAAAAUGAAGCCACUAUCAUAAUUGAAUCCAAAGUAUCAGAUCCUGGACGUUAUGUGAUUUUAAUCAAAUACUAUCAGCCACAUCAUCCCAAAUAUAAUGUCAUGUAUACUUUGACAGCUGGUAAAAAUCAAUAUGAUGGCAAAUUCGAUGUCAAUCAUUGCCCAUCAAGUUCGGGAUGUCGUGGUGUGAUACGUCCUAAUGGUGAAGACUGGUGGUUCGAUAUUGAUGACGAGUUCAAGUUUACUAUUACAAAUAAUCGCCCUCAAGGUGUUUGGUUGGAUUACAUGGUUGUCGUACCGGUUGAUCAAUAUAAUGACGAUUUGUUGGUAGAAGAAACAUUUGAUCAAACUAAAGAAUUCAUUAAACUUUGCGGACAGGAUCACUUUUACAUUACACAUAACGCUUCGGAAUUCUGCAAGAAAGCAGUAUUUUCUCUAACUGCUGACUACAAUAGUGGCGCUUUACCAUGUAAUUGUGAUUAUGCUGGCUCUACUAGCUUUGAGUGCGAUCCAUUUGGUGGCCAAUGCCAGUGUAGGCCGAAUGUUAUUGAACGUCAGUGUGGCGCUUGUCGCACAGGCUUCUUUGGUUUUCCAGAUUGUAAGCCUUGUCAUUGCCCAAGCACAGCCAUGUGCGAACCACAUACUGGCGAAUGUGUUUGUCCACCCAAUGUAAUGGGUGAAUUGUGCGAUAUGUGUAUGCCAAAUACAUAUGGUUUCCACCAAAUAAUUGGUUGUGAAUCUUGUGAUUGUAACUAUAUGGGAGUUGCCAAUGGCAAUAUGCAAUGUAAUAUGUUAAAUGGUUCGUGUGAAUGUCGCCCACAUAUUGAAGGUCGCUCUUGCGACACUUGUUCCAAUGGCCAUUACGCUUUUCCACGUUGCGAGCAGUGUAGCUGUAAUACCGCUGGUACUGAGUUAGAAAUUUGCGACAAAGUUGAUGGAAGCUGUUUCUGUAAGAAGAAUGUCGUAGGCCGUGAUUGCGAGCAAUGCAUGGAGGGUACUUAUAAUUUACAGGCAAUUAAUCCCGAUGGUUGCACAACAUGCUUCUGCUUCGGUAAGACAUCACGUUGUGAAAGCGCGUAUUUGCGUGUAUACAAUGUCAGUUUGUUGAAGAACGUUUCACUAAAUUCUGCACAAUUCCAUGAAAAAUCGAUUGAAUUCGAAAUAUGGGACUUUCCACCAGAAGACUUAAUAGUAAAUGAAACAACAAUGCAGGCUGAUUUCUCCUUCCGUGAUUUCAAUGAUGAGGGUGUUGUGUAUUUUGGCGUUUUGGAUUACUUAAUGAAUCAAAAUAGUCACAUCUCAGCUUAUGGUGGUGAUUUGGCUUACUCGUUGUAUUAUACCACAGGUCUCAGUGGAAAGCCAUUGAUAGCACCCGAUGUUAUAUUGCUAAGCAAAGAUCAUAUGCUAGUGCAUCAAAGUUAUGAGCAACCUGCCUCUAAUCAAGUAUUUACUAAUCAUGUGCAAAUGGUGGAGACGAACUUUUUAACUCAAGACGGUAAAUCAGUAAGCAGAGCAGAUUUUAUGAUGGCAUUACGUGAUUUGAAAAUGAUAUUUAUACGUUCGAAUUACUGGGAACAGACACUUAUUAGCCAAUUGUCAAAUGUUUAUCUUACAUUGGCGGACGAAGAUGAGGAAAGUACUGCCGACUAUCAGUUCUUAGCUGUGGAAAAUUGUCAUUGUCCAGCAGGAUACUCCGGUCUAUCAUGUGAAGAUUGUGCUCCUGGCUAUUAUCGUGAUCCCGAUGGUCCGUAUGGCGGAUAUUGUAUACCAUGCGAAUGUAACGGACAUGCAGAGACUUGUGACUGUGCUACAGGCAUCUGUAAGAACUGUCAACAUGCAACCACGGGUGAUCAUUGUGAGUUGUGUAUUGAAGGUUAUUAUGGCAACGCAACGAAUGGAAGUCCGCAUGAUUGUAUGAUAUGCGCUUGUCCUUUGCCUUAUGAUGCAAACAAUUUUGCUACUAGUUGCGAAAUUUCUGAAUCCGGUAAUGAAAUUCAUUGUGAGUGUAAAACAGGUUAUACAGGUGCACGCUGCGAGUCUUGUGCUAAUGGUUUUUAUGGUCUACCAGAACAGUUAGGUGAAUACUGUAAGCCUUGUGAGUGCUCUGGUAAUAUAAAUCCUGUCGAACCCGGCUCCUGCGAUACUAUCACUGGAGAAUGCUUGCGUUGUCUAAAUAAUACAUCAGGCACAGCUUGCAAUUUAUGCGCUCCAGGUUAUUACGGAGACGCUAUUAAAUUGAAGAAUUGUCAGAGUUGUGAUUGCGAGGAAUUAGGCACUUUGGAAUGCGAUCCGUUUGUUGGCGAUUGCAAAUGUCACAAUCAUGUUAUCGGUGAACGUUGCGAUCGCUGUGAAGCUGACCAUUAUGGUUAUGAUUCGGGAAUGGGAUGUCGUGCUUGUGAUUGUGGUAUUGCUUCCAAUUACACGCAAUGUGAUGAUCAUACAGGUAAAUGUUCCUGUAAACCUGGCGUAACAGGUCGCCAAUGUGAUCGCUGCGCUGUGGAUCAUUGGAACUAUACCAGAGAAGGUUGCACACCAUGUCGCUGUAAUCAGGGCUAUUCUCGUGGUUUUGGCUGUAAUCCAUUUACUGGGCAAUGCGAAUGUUUGCCUGGUGUUAUUGGAGAUCGUUGUGAUCGUUGUCCACACCGUUGGGUGUUACUUAAAGAUGAAGGUUGCUUAAAGUGUGACUCAUGUCACGAUGCACUUCUAGAUGUAACCGAUCGCUUACGUUAUCAAAUUGAUCCAGUACUUGAUGAAUUCCAAUCUGUCGCUUUAGCAUUCUUCACCACGCAGAAAUUAAAUUACUUUAACGACUUAGCUGAUAAACUGUCACCUGAUGUACAGAACUUGGAUCCACAAAGUGUUAACUUAGAACCUGCUAGAAAUAAAAUUGCAGAACUGGAAUCUGAAGCAAAAGCAUAUAAUAAACAAGUGAAUCACAAUACAGAAAAUGCAUUAGACAGUCGCAUAAAAUCUGGAGUGCUGUACACAAAUGUGACUGCAUUACGUGAACGGUCAAGAUUAGACAACGAAGAAGCCAGGAGCGCUAUUGCUGCAGUAGAAGCCUUAUCAAGCAAUUUGGAAGCUGCUGCUAGUACAAAACUUGACGCGGCACUGGAAAAUGCCCAAAACAUUUUGAAUCGCAUUAACGAAACAAAAUUAAAUCUUGUACCAAAUGAAAAUCUGUUAACGAAAUCUGUGGACCUAUUUGGUCAAAUUGAUCAAAUUGUCUUACCUAUUAAGAAUCAAAAUAAGUCAUUGGAUUCAUUAAAAUAUGAUAUUGGUGAAUUUAGUGAUAAAUUAGAGGAUCUCUACUUAUGGAGUUUGCAGGCGCAAAAUGUAUCUAGAGAAGUCGAAAAACAAAAUGCGAAAAACAAACUUGCAUUUGAAAAUUCAAAGUUCGAUACUGUUCUAGAUCAGCAGAAGGAAGCAGACAAAAAUAUAGAAGAAGCUGGCAACUUCCUCAUAAAUGGAGAUCUCAUAUUAGUGGCAAUUGAUAGAUCAUUAGGUGACUUAAAUGAAGCUUUUACGGACUUAAAGGAUAUCAACGUUAAUAUUGAGAAUGAGUUGCCUGAUAGGGAAAAGGAACAUAUGGAAGCUUCCAAUACUACACAGGAAGCAGAAUUACACGCUGCAGACUUAAGUGUAAGGGCACAGGCUCUUACGCAACAGUAUGCCGAUAUGACAACAAGUGCAGAACCAGCAAUAAAGGCUGCAACAGCGUACACUAAUAUUGUCGAUGCAGUGUUGUCCGCACAGAACUUAACUAAAACAUCUAAGUUUGCUGCAGGCAAUGCAACUGAAAUCACUGAAGGCAUAGGCGAUCGAGCUGGACGUGCCGAUAAGGAUUCUGCUGAACUUCUACAAAAAGCGCGUGAUUCAUUAUCAAAAGUUCAAACUGACCUAGAACCAAGGCUUAAUGCUUCCGCCACUAAGGUUAAUGAUAUUACAGAAUUGAAUAAAAACACCGAAAACCGUUUGAAGGACAUUAAUAUUGCGCGUGAACCGCUUUCAACUGAUUUGCAACGGGAUAUUUGGAAGAAUUCCAACAGAAACGCAACUGACGCUUUGGAGAUAAUGAAGGAGGUUCUAGAUAUUUUAAAACCAGUUGUUACGCAAACACCAAUGGCUUUAGAAAAGGCUAAGAAUAUAUCAAAAGAUAUUGAUAUGACAACAAAGGAUAUAUCACAAGCAAAGAGCCAACUAGAAAGUGUUAAAAAUGCUAUACCAAAAUUGGAAGAGCUAGUAGAUACGGUUGGUAACCAGCAAGCUGAAGUUGAAAGAAUCGGACAGGACUUAGGUGAAAAUAUUGAAAACUUGAAACGCCAAAUUGAGCACGCACGUCGUUUAGCGAAUGACAUUAAAGUUGGCGUCAAAUUCGUGCCAAGUACUGUGCUGGAAAUACAACCACCAGAAAAAUUACCACUUCUAGCUACAAAAACCAAAGUAUCAGCAUACUUCAAUACUACCAAUCCUAAUGGUUUCCUUAUGUUUUUGGGUAACGAUAACAAAACAGCUGCUAGCACGGCACCUGCCAAAAAGAAUAACGACUUUAUGGCUAUCGAAAUUGUCAAUGGUUAUCCAAUACUAACAAUUGAUUUAGGCAACGGACCCGAACGUAUAACGAAUAAUAAAUAUGUUGCCGAUGGCGAUUGGUAUCAAGUAGUAGUAGAUCGUACUGGAUCAAAUGCUAAACUGAUAAUACGGGAACAGUUGGCUAAUGGCACUGUGUUAGACCACACCAGUGAAGGUGAAUUAUUAGGUCCUAACAAUGUCUUUAACGUUGAUCGCAAUAGUCGCUUGUUUGUUGGAGGCUAUCCACCGCCGGCAGAUUUUACGCCACCGGAAGAUAUACAUUCCAGUUCGUUUGUGGGAGAAAUUGAAGAUUUACGCAUAGGUGACGAAAAUGUUGGAUUAUGGAACUUCGUUUAUGGUGAGGAUAAUAAUUUGGGUGCAAAUAAACGCAAUAAAUUAGUUAGCGAGGAUAUACCACCGACUGGUUAUCGUUUCAGCGGCAAUGGAUUUGUGUCACUGAAAGCAACACAGUAUAAUUUCAAAUCUCGUUCAAGCGUACAGUUCAGUUUUAAAGCAGCUAAGGAUGCUAAAGAUGGCCUUAUGUUCUUCUAUGGGCGAGGCAACCACUUUAUGUCUAUAGAAUUAGUUAAUGGUGGUGUGUACUUCCGGUAUAAGUUGGGCGAACAUAUGGUUUCCACUGGUAGCAAUGAUCGUUACAAUGAUAAUGAAUGGCAUCGUGUAGUGGCCGAGCGUGAUGGACGUCGAGGUUUAUUGAAAGUGGACGAUGUUAUAAUUGCCCAGGAAGAAGCUCCUCCAGAAGCUGAAGAAAAUAUGCCGGCAAUUAGACGUAUGUUCUUUGGAGGUUAUCCUGGUAAACGCAAUCAUUCCGCUAUUGUGGAACAAAACUUCGAUGGUUGUAUAGAUGAUGUGAGCAUUGCUGGCAUUAAGGUGGAUUUGGGCCAAAAUAUAAAUGCUGUUGACGUGAAGCAGGGUUGUCCACCCAAGUAUUCAACAACUUUAGCUUUCCCGCCGAAUGAAUAUGGUUAUUUGUCUACAACAAAUGUGACUUCUCGAAACAAUUUCAAUAUUAAUUUGAAAUUUAAAACAAGACAACGCGAUGGUGUGCUAUUCUAUACUGCCAAUCAUGAUCAAAGUUCUACAAUUGGGUUGACUUUGAAUAAUGGCGCGUUAAUAUUGAAUAGUAUGGGUACCGAACUUAUGUCUGAUAUGAAUAAUCUAAAUGACGGAGAGGAACAUGUGGUUACUGUACGUCAUGAUGAAAAUCAUUUGAGGCUAUCAAUCGAUGAUGUGGAAGACAAACGCACAUCAAUUACACCAAAUCCAUUAUUGAUCAAUAACGGAGAUAUAUUCUUUGGUGGCCUACCGGAUAAUUUCAUAGUACCUCCACGUGCGUUAUCCACUUCAGCCUAUUUCGUUGGUUGCAUAAGCGAUGUUACAAUAAAUGGAGAAAUAAUAAACUUUGCUGAUAGUACUGAGAAAAAGAAUGGCAAUAUUAAUAACUGCCCCAGUGACAUUUUGGCUUAUGAUACAUCAAAAGUGCCAGUAUAUUUCCCACGUGGUGAAAAUGAGCUUGUACCCAAAGUUCCACUUGCACCAAUUACAACUCAAUGGACUAAACCAGCACCCACUACUAUUAUGCCAACAAAAGCUACAACACCUACAGCAUCAUUCUUACCAGCAACUACAACAACAACAACUACUACUACAACAACGACCACAACAACAACGACCACAACUACUACAUCCAGUCCCCCAAUCAAAGCAGAGGAAAGACCAGAAGAGUUCGCCGAAAUAAUACCGAAACCAGCUGUUACAAGUAAACCAAAACCGAUAAUUCAUCAGAAUAUGCCAGAAGAUCCUCGUUGUAAACUGCCAACUAAUCCAAACUUCGAUAAAGAUUUCUCGGAAGCCGGUUACAGAUUUGUCGCUACACGAGAACAACGUCUUGAAAUACAUACACUGCCCGCUAAAUUACGUAAACAUUAUGAUGUUAGCAUUACAUUCCGUACUGACUAUCCAUAUGGUUUGCUCUUCUAUGCAAGCGACAAGCGGCAUAAUGAUUACUUUGCUGUAUAUUUAUUGGACGGUAAGAUCUACCAUCAGUUGCGCGUUGGCCAAAAAUUCGCUAACUUGUCCAGUGAGCAAGAAUUGAACGAUGGCAAGUGGCAUACAGUCCAGUUUGUGCGUACAAACCGCAAAUUAAGUCUUAUAAUAGAUGAAGUAGAACAAGAACCUUCGGUGGAAGCUGAUGAACGUGCAAUGAUGGUUGAAUUCCCAAUCUAUCUCGGUGGUGUACCUAAGUUCCAAGAAGAAAGUGUACAUCUUAAUAUUGAAAGCAGUGCUAACACUACGCACUUUAAUGGUUGCAUGCGUGACAUUAAGUUCAAUGGCGCAACUUUGGAAAAAGAACCAAUGCCACAUCAUGUUGUACCAUGUUCAGAUGAAGUUGAAGAUGGUUUCUUCUUCAACAAGCCAACUGGUUACAUCAAAUUGUUUGAACGCUUUACUGUUGGUUCAGACUUUAAUUUCGAAUUCGAUUUUAGACCACGCGAGCCAGACGGUUUGAUAUUCUCUGUGCAUGGUAGAAAUGCAUACAUGAUAUUGGAGUUAAUGGAUAAUAUUCUAUGGUUUACUGUUAAAUCGGACGGUAAAAAUAUUAUUUUUACGAAUUAUACAUUGCCAGAUAAUGGCAGUUAUUGUGAUGGCAAUUGGCGUAAUGUCAAUGCAGUCAAAUCAAAAUAUGUCAUCACAAUAGCUGUCGAUUAUAUCAAUAAUACUCCAGGAGUUGGUACUGAAGGCUCAAUAAAUACAAAAACUAAUCGCCCAUUGUUCCUGGGUGGUCAUCAAGCAUUCAAUAAAGCACCGGGUCUGAAAACUAAGAAGACUUUCAAGGGUUGCAUACGAAAUGUUAAAGUUAAUAAAAAGGCCAUGAGAAUAACACCAAAUCAUAUAUUCGGUGAAAUUUGGCAAGGCGUGUGCCCGCUUAAUUAACCUACAAAAAUUUAUUCUCAUUCUUACUUUUCUCUUAUUUCUUCUCCAUUAUAAUUCGGACUCAAAUAUAUUGCUAAAGGUUCUUGAUUUGGGAUAAAUGUUUUGUUUUAGUUAACUAUGGAAUAAAUUUGUCAGGUUGGCGACUUGAUAUUUUCGUUUUGGAAAACUGAUGAAGAAAAGGACUUUGCUAUAGUAAUCAGGACACUUUCUAUAUUAUUUCUAUUAUUAUUUUUCUUGUAAAAACUUAUUG